AUGCCGGGCCUGACGUGGCCUCCACCAGCCGAGGGCAGCCAGGCCCUCCCGCCGCCCCCAGGGGAAGGGGAAACCAGGUCACGACGCCUCCCAAACCUGCCUUCCCACAUCCCGCACCCCUCAGACCGAGGGUGGGCCAGGCUGUCCUCAUCAGGCUCGGCCAGGAAGACCGGCCUUCUUCCGAUCCGGAACGGAAGUACAGGGGCCUCAGCCACUGAAUCCGAAUCAGGUGACCACGCCCCCCGGAUUCUGGAAGGAAUCCAGUCCUGCAUCCUCUGCCCCACACUUAGACUAAAAAUAAAAUCUGGGGUCCCUUCCUCUUCUCAGCCCCUCUCAGAAGCCACCAUGUCCCGCCAAGCCCUGGUGUGGACCACUCUGCUCUUGCUGCUGGGAGGCCGGGCAGGGUGGCGCCCCAUCCCCUUCCCUCCUGCUGCAGGACGCUCCAGGGCCCAGGGCUCCAAGAUACUGGAGGGUAAGGAGUGCAAGGCCCACUCGCAGCCGUGGCAGGCGGGUUUGUUCCAGGGCCAGCGACUCAUUUGCGGAGGGGUUCUGGUUGGCACCAACUGGGUCCUCACAGCCGCCCACUGCAAAAAAAAGAAAUACACAGUACGCCUGGGAGACCAUAGCCUGCAAAGUAGAAAUGAGGGAGAACAGGAAAUGUCUGUGGCUCAGUCCAUCCAACACCCGUGCUACAACAACAGCAACCCAGAGGACCACAGUCAUGACCUGAUGCUAAUCCGACUCAGAGAGGCUGCAUCCCUAGGAUCUACUGUGAAGCCGAUAGACCUGGCGUAUCAGUGUGCCCACGUUGGCCAGAAGUGCACCAUAUCCGGCUGGGGCACGGUCAGCAGCCCCCAAGAGAAUUUUCCUGACACCCUCAACUGUGCAGAGGUAAAAAUCUUUUCCCAGAGGAAGUGCAAAGAGGCCUACCCAGGGAAGAUAAAUGCCGGCAUGGUCUGCGCGGGCAACAGCAAUGGUGCCGACACAUGCCAGGGCGAUUCCGGGGGUCCUCUGGUGUGUGAUGGUGUGCUCCAGGGUAUCACAUCCUGGGGCUCAGACCCCUGCGGGCGGCCUGAAAGACCUGGCGUCUACACCAACCUCUGCCGCUACCAUGACUGGAUGAAGAAGACCAUGCGUAACAGGGGCUGA
This is a messenger RNA of Perognathus longimembris pacificus (Pacific pocket mouse), 1149 nucleotides long. RefSeq names its product kallikrein-8-like. NCBI's taxonomy places the organism in Eukaryota, Metazoa, Chordata, Mammalia, Rodentia, Heteromyidae. The transcript is spliced from 7 exons. Gene Ontology annotation, biological process: proteolysis; memory; neuron projection morphogenesis. Gene Ontology annotation, molecular function: serine-type endopeptidase activity. The record is from RefSeq and is a predicted model, not a curated record. The coding region runs from base 1 to 1149 and encodes 382 amino acids.